Ctenocephalides felis (cat flea) is the source of this 690-nucleotide messenger RNA. RefSeq lists its product as uncharacterized. The record is from RefSeq and is a predicted model, not a curated record. The transcript has 3 exons. The coding region runs from base 64 to 444 and encodes 126 amino acids. Lineage: Eukaryota; Metazoa; Arthropoda; Insecta; Siphonaptera; Pulicidae.
GUCGGUUUGAACGGGACUCUGAACGAAGAUUUGAACGAAGAGACGAUCGAAUGAAACGAGAUCAUGAUCGCGAUAGAGAAACUGGCGGUGGUGGUGGCGGCGGCCGAGAUUGGAGAAUGGAUCGCGAAAAUGAACGAGGAGCCAAUAAUUAAAAAUGAUGACGAUGCCAGGCCCAUGAGACGAAUACCAGAUCGAGAUAGACUUGGUCCAUCAUUGCGCAAUGAACGAGACCGUCCUCCAGCAAGAACUGAUGGCGGUGAUUGGAGAUCCGCCACAAAAUCACAGGAAAUGCCAAAAAGAACUGAUGUCCUCCGCUUAGGUCAAAUGCAAGGAAUGAAAAAGCAAAUGACAAUACACAGUCUUCUGAUGGUGAUGAAUGGCAGGCCGUCAAGCGUAGAUAAAUUGGUACCAAAUCAACAUUGCAUAAAUAAUACCUGUUGCUAGAAUUUAGUAAUAGGUAUUUAUAAAAUUAAUGCCAUUUUGAAUGCAGGACCGGACCUACUUUUUGGAAUUAUUCCGUGUAAAUUUGGCAGUAUAUUUGUAUGAACUAAUUAUUGAUACAGACGUAUAGAAAAUUUCUUACAAUAUAAUCACAUGCCUUACUUUCUUAAUUUGCAUAUAUUACCUGUAAAUGGAUUUUAUUACUCAAUUAAAUAACAGAAUUUCAUUGAAUAUAUUAAACAAAAUUAU